Rotaria socialis is the source of this 972-nucleotide messenger RNA. The record is from the annotation of a GenBank genome assembly. Lineage: Eukaryota; Metazoa; Rotifera; Eurotatoria; Philodinida; Philodinidae.
AUGUUUUCUGACUUAAUUGAUGACGAUGAUCUACUAUCUGAAUCGUUAAUGUUACCUACACCAAUUUUAAUAAAACCUAUGUUUAACAUUCAUAACAGUGGCAAUAAUAGUAAUGCGGCUCUAUUGAUGCAGCCUAAACUCGAAUCACAGCCGCUUCUAUUUGAUCAACAACAACAACAACAGCAGCAGCAACCGCCGCCGCUGCCGCCGCCACCACCACUACAAACAAAAAUGGUACCUAUUGUGUCACGUUACGAAUCAAAUCAACCGAAUACAAAUGCCUUUACAUGUUCAAAUUGUACACAACCGAUUCACGAACGUUACUUUCUUCGUACACAUGAUCGGUUUGCACGCGGAAGUUAUUGGCAUUUGCAAUGCUUACGCUGUCAAUGCUGUGAUGCUGCUUUAGCUGAUAUAUCCUCAACAUUUUAUACAAAAGAUAACGCACUUUUUUGCAAAUCUGAUUACAUAAAAAGAUAUGGUAGUCGUCCAUGUUCAUUAUGUAGUCAAGUGAUUGGAACAAAUGAACCAAUAAUGCGUGUUAGUCCAAAUUAUGUUUAUCAUCUAUCUUGUUUUAGCUGUGUUAAAUGUCAUAUACAUUUAGUUAAAGGUGAUCGUUACGUUCUUUUUAAUGGACAACCAUUUUGUGAAAAAGAUAAUCCAUUUAAAUCAACAACAAACAUUAAUAAUAGUCCCGCACCUAAACGUGGGAGUACCACAGGUAAACGCGGAGCAAAAGCAGGACGUGCGACAGCUGCAGCAACAGCCGCGGCCGCCGCAGCAGCCGUACAAGUACAACAAACAUUUGUUACACCUCCACAAUAUCAUCACACAGGACAUAUUUCACUUUUAAAUAAUCCUCACACUUCAAGUACAAUAACACAUUCGCUGCUCAGUAGUAAUAAUAAUAAUAUGAACAAUAAUAACUGUUUAUCAUCAACUGCAACACCCACUGGUGAUGAUUUGUAUUAG